AUGAGUGCUGAACGAAAUCCCAAGGACUCUAUGAAGUCCACCUGGCGGCAGCAGGCCCGCUCCGAGUGGACGCUCUUCCACUGGUUCUACGAACUGCUCGGCAUCCACCCGGAGCAUCUCGACAGCAACGUGCCUGUCCACCUGAAGGAGGAUGCCGUGCCCUAUGUCCCCGACUGGUCCAUGCACCGCUGGGUCCUCACCCACUCCAUCAUCCCGAUCAUCCUCCAACACGCCUACAUCCAGCUCACCGGCCGCAAUCUCGGCGCUCUCGGCGCAUUCAUUCUCUACAGCUUCGCCUUCAAGGCCAUCGCGAUCCACGAACUGCACGUGCUCCGCCGCCUCGGCCAUAUCCACGGCUUCCUGGAUGGCGAUAAGCAUGCCCGCGAUGGCGUCCCCGACAUUGGUGUCGCCAAGGUCGUCCGCUCCCUCUUGUCAACGUCGAGCUUCCGCCCCAUGUUCACCGUGUUCCUGGCCUACCGGACCGCCGAGGCGCCCUCGAAUAUGAGCUUCGCCUGGCUGCCGCUCGAGAUCGGCCUCUACGGCAUCAUCCUUGACUUCUGGUUCUACUGGUACCACCGGCUCAUGCACGACGUCGGCAGCCUGUGGAAGUACCACCGCACUCACCACCUGACAAAGCACCCGAACCCGCUGCUCACGCUGUACGCCGACCUCGAGCAGGAGAUCUUUGACAUCGCUGGCAUACCGCUGAUGACCUACUUCACGAUGAAAUUCAUGGGCAUGCCCAUGGGCUUCUACGAGUGGUGGAUCUGCCACCAGUACGUCGUCUUUGCCGAGCUAGCUGGCCACUCCGGUCUGCGUCUUCACGCGACCCCACCUUCCACGCUGAGCUGGCUGCUGCGCUGGUUCGAUGCCGAGCUCGUCAUCGAGGAUCACGAUCUGCACCACCGCAAGGGCUGGAAGAAGAGCCACAACUACGGCAAGCAGACUCGUCUGUGGGACCGGAUAUUUGGCACCUGCUGUGACCGCAUUGAGUCAGUGCAGAAUAAUGUCGACUAUGUGAAUCAGUCGCCGAUGCCGUUGUACUGA
Molecule: messenger RNA, 1047 nt
Organism: Penicillium canariense
Lineage: Eukaryota; Fungi; Ascomycota; Eurotiomycetes; Eurotiales; Aspergillaceae
Product: sterol desaturase family protein
Exons: 1
Coding region: 1-1047 (348 amino acids)
Biological process (GO): ergosterol biosynthetic process
Molecular function (GO): C-4 methylsterol oxidase activity; iron ion binding
Source: RefSeq, a predicted model, not a curated record